Molecule: messenger RNA, 4215 nt
Organism: Pseudozyma flocculosa PF-1
Lineage: Eukaryota; Fungi; Basidiomycota; Ustilaginomycetes; Ustilaginales; Ustilaginaceae
Exons: 4
Coding region: 1-4215 (1404 amino acids)
Source: RefSeq, a predicted model, not a curated record
AUGCCGAUCCCGAUCCUACGCAUCUGGGGCGGACUCGGAGAGUGGGAUCACAUGCUGGCGGACAGCUUCAUCAGCUACACGAUGAGAAGGCACCCUGAGGGCCUGACCUACGUUGAAAACACCGAGGCCGCGCAGGGACCCGACGACUCGGGCUCGGCUGGAGCGGCCGACUCUGAGUCCAGUCCUGCAGAGCCCGCGGUCGGCGGUCUCGAAGAUCAGGUGCCGAUCUCGACGAUGACGGAUGACGCCAACAUGCUUUGCGACCCUUUCCGGGAGAUCGGCUUCAAGAGACGCGCUUCGGGAUGUCCCUCAAGCGGCCAUGUACACGGCCCUCACGGUCGAGGCUCGGCCAUGUUGGCGAUGACCCUGACACUGGAUCCCAACCGCCACCGAUCGACUCCCUCUGGCCGAGGCAGCCCUGCCGAUGCUGCGUCGGACGAUCUCUCCGCUCCAAAGAAGGCUUCGCAGCAGGCCGAGGCUGCCGCGGAACACGAGGCCAAGGAGCCGCCCUCUGCCGCGGUGCCCAUCAUCUCCGCUCUCGAGGCCGGGGGACCUGCCACGCCGGCUGCCAAGAGGAAGAAGACCAAGAAGAAGCGCAAGGGCAAGGCGACCGCCCUCGAGGAGCCGGCGCUGGACCAAGCCAUAGCUUCCUCCCUCGUCGGCGACGGACGCGAGCCGCGUUCCGACCUCGGGAUCAGCCGCAGCGAAGCUGUUGCAGACCUCGCAGAUGCAUCGACCACUUCAAACCUGCCGGCAGAGGUCGAUGUCCCCCUGAAGCAUUCGCAGGGAGACUGCACGCCGAGAAACAACCGCCUGUUCGACGUCGCCAGCGCGACAUCGAUCUCGACGCCGACUCCGCGGAGGGUCGAGACCAUGUCGCAGCCGCCUCGAGAGCCCAAAUCCAGCAAGGCAUCUCGCAACCAAGGAAAGCAGCGUAAGAAGGGGUCGUGCAAAACGGCAACCGCAACUGUUGUGGAGCUUGCAUCGACAGGCAGCGAGGCGAUUGCUCCGACGGGUUCCUCGAACCGUCCUGGCCACAAACUUCAGAGGCAGGCUCAGCUUCCCCUGUCCUCUCCGGCCCGGGCGAGCAGCACCAGCGAUACCGACGACGCAGAGCUGAUGGCUUCGUGGGACACGGAUGCAUCCUUCCACACAGCAAAGGCCCCUCCGUCUCCGGGCUCCACCGCCGCCGCGACCGUGGCACUCUCCAGCGAGGAUGCUGCGACGCUGUCCGAGAGCGGCCUGAUUUCGAUCCAGGCGUUCGAGUUCACACCCUACGCCAGCCCCGAGCGACAGCAGCCGCUCAAUGGGGCGGAGCGAGAGGGAUCCGCUCCAUCUGUCGGCGCGGUCGAGCUCAACGAGGCCCGGUCGCUCCCUACCGGCGCCUUUGGCGGCAGCAGCAGUGCCAUGCUCACCCCAUCAGACCUCCCGCCGACAUCAGACCUCCCGCCGAGCGUCUGCAACUCUGCAGGCGUCCAGGAGCACAGGCUCGAGUCAUCGACUGAGCUCGACCUACGGCUUCGGCGGCCAUCUUCGCGGCUGUCACAUUCGCAGCAGUGGUCCGACGUCACCGCCGACUCCUCUCAUCCUGGCAAGUUCGGGCAUUCUACAUCACAAGCGACAGCACAGACGCCGCGGACGCGCGACACGAGUCCAGAGGCCUCCGCCAUGGUCGUGCGAGACGGUCUAUGCGAGCUACGUGCCAAGACCAUCGCCCCUGCCGCGCCCGCUCCAGGUGCAGCAGCAGUCGCACCGGCCGGGCACGGCGUCGCCUUCGAUCGGACCAGACAAGGCGAAGAUCCACCCGCAAGCCCCGUGUCCACGUCGUGCUCCGACACCCCACGAGGCCCACGGGUCAUGUGGCCCUCGGCGAUGUCGCGCAAUUGCAUGGUCACCGCUCAGGAAGAGGAGAGCCAGGCACCUGCUGCCUCCCUCGACGAUCCGAUCCGCCUUGAAACCGGCUGCCAGCGCGCGCGGCCGAUCGACACUCUGCUCGGAUCGUAUGAGGAGGAGUCGGAUAAGCUGAGCCGGUUCAGAAGGACGCUCGAGUGGGCCGCAGACAUCGCUCAGCGUGUCGAGACGCCAGGUCGCCGUCAGCCAAGCAUUUCUGCCGCAAACACCAUGAUAAAGAGCGCCUCGAUCGGUGCACCUCAGCCCUCGCUCGUCCCAGCCAGGACGUCGCAGCCCCAGCAUCUUCAUGACGUCGACCAGCCUACGCAGCCCCACGACACCGACCAGCCGUGCUUCGACAACUUCCGCAGUAUCGCCGCACCGUGCAUACCCGGCUACACUGCGGUCCCGCGUCCGUCAAGCCCGGGGGACUCUUCCGACCGACAGCACCGGCAGCAACUUCCGCUUCUCUUGCCUGACUUCAAGGGCGAUUGGGUCCAUGCGUCUGGCACUCUUGAGGACCGACUUGGCGGCCUCGAAUGGCUGGACCUCGAGUCCCCGCGACUGCAUGACGACGGAAGCGACUGGGAGCAGCGGGAGCAUGGAUCGCCCCAGAUGCCCGCGCCGGGCCCUCGAAUCCAAUCCAAAGUCGCCAACGUCGCCGGCGAGACCCCGCCCAUCUAUCCAUCGGGCCUGGUCUUGCCGAGCCGCUGCAACGAGCGAGACGUGCGGGGAAGAACACCGGUGGCGGUUCAGCACAGCCCCCGACGAGAGCCUGGGAUGGCUACCCGCAGGAACCUCCCGUCGCCGCGGGAUGCCCCUACCUUCAGCUGCCCAUCCUGGAUCGGUGGACAUCUGCGGCAGACGAGUGCAGGGCCUGUCUUCGGCAGCUUUCGAUCCGAGUUGCAGAUGCCGGCCGACUGCUCCGGCUCGAGGCACGCCCCGCCAACGGCAGCCCUCAGCCACGAUGGGCGCGAGGCAGAUGGCUCGCUUUCGAGCUCAUCGUCCUCAGGCUCUUCCGCCGCCUGCCUCAAUCCUGACGACCACGAGAGCGACGAUGGCAAGCGCAGCCAUCUGAUGCUCUGCACCCAACAAGCCUACGAAGCGGCGACGCGGUCGUUGGAAGAGCGAUGCCAGGAUCCCGCCUCGCACUCGGAGGCGUCGCAUCAAGACAACCGGGUCUGGCUGUACGGCCUGGAGUCGCUCGGACUCGACGAGAAGCAUGCCAUCGAUCGCUUCCUGUACACGCCCGAGGGCAUGGCGAUGCCUGCGCCCAGCUGGCACAACCCCGUGGACGAAGGUAUCCUCGACGGAGGGGCGGGUGGCGGGGUCGAGGAGUCUGGCCUCUCGUAUGCGGAGAUGAACGAGCUCGACAACAUGAUCGCCCUGUCCUAUCAGCGUCCACGCCAUCCGCCCGCGCCGCACUUCGCGCGGGCCGUCAAAGACAGCACCGGGAGGCCCUUCCGCGGCAACUUUCGGGCCCAAGGCUAUGGGAACGGAGGCCCCAUCCCCACCGUCCCUAGACCGCCUUCGAGGAGGUCGCCACCCCUCGCAGCCUCGCGUUGCAGCGACAGCGGAAGCCCUCCGACUUUUGCGCCUGCCAUGGCCGACUCGUUGGAGCAACUGCCGGUCCUGGAACCAAGCAACGAGCUGGAGAGCCCGCUGCUGUCCUCGCACAGCCUCGCGGCAUCCUUCGACAACUGGACGUCGGCAGAGCCAGCCACUCCUCGCCUCGUGUGGGCCGAGCAAGGCCAUCCGCAUGCCGCCCUGUUCGACUGCGACGAGGCCUCCCAGGACUCGAGCCGGGCGAUACACGCCUAUGCCAAGGACGCGUCGUGUGGAAACAGCACUUCCCCUCCUUUCGGCGCCAUCGCAUCUGGCUGCGAGCCGGCGCCAUACGAGCCGUGGCGGAAUCGACGAGAGCAGCCCCCGGGGCACGCAGGACGAGGCGCGGUCAUGGACUCGACGCGGCCAAGCCAGGCCGACGCCAUUGCGACAUGGGAUGAAGGGCUGCACCGCUUCGCCCACUUUUCGCAGAUCGAGGCGACUCUUCGCGCCGAGCGCGACGCCCUCUACGAGAUCAGCUGCGAGCGGCGUCGAGACGACCAGCUGCUGUCCCCCGCGCUGUCGGCGUCGCUGGCGUCCCGGCUCCAGGAAGAUGGCGGCUUGGGAGACGAGAGCGCGAUUGGCCUAAAUCUCCGCGAGCUGCGGGAAGCCGAGGCCAAGCUGCUACGUGGCGAAACGGACGGCUUGACACAGGCCCACCUGAUCCACAUCUUGAGGGUCUGUCCAGGCGUGGCCGCCGUCGCCGUGCUUUGGAGCUGA